AUGAAGAGGGCACCAGAGUCCAGGGGACAGAAUUGUACAAUAAGCUGUGCAGCUCCACGCCAGGAAAUGGAUUUAGAGGCCUCGAAAACGUGGUCUCUUUUUGGGUCCUCUGCCCGAGAAGAAAUUCGAAAUGGGGAAACGACAGGAGAGGAUGGCACCGCUGUAUACAAAUGCUUGCAGUGUCUGGAACAGUGGGCCGAGGUUCUGAUGGCAGCGGAGACCUAUAAGGCUACCGCGGUAGUCGUAACAGAAGCCUGA
Molecule: messenger RNA, 258 nt
Organism: Echinostoma caproni
Lineage: Eukaryota; Metazoa; Platyhelminthes; Trematoda; Plagiorchiida; Echinostomatidae
Source: the annotation of a GenBank genome assembly